This is a messenger RNA of Vespula pensylvanica (western yellowjacket), 2674 nucleotides long. Its product is annotated as lymphocyte antigen 6D. The record is from RefSeq and is a predicted model, not a curated record. The transcript has 4 exons. Lineage: Eukaryota; Metazoa; Arthropoda; Insecta; Hymenoptera; Vespidae. The coding region runs from base 1069 to 1461 and encodes 130 amino acids.
UUAAAAAAAGAACCGACGAUAAAAAGGAAGAAGAAGAAGGGGAAAGAGGAAAAAAAAUAAUAUAAAAAAGGAAGAAAAGAGAAAAGAGAGAGAACCCCUCCCCGAUUCGUUGUACUUGUCAUCACUCUUUAUCUCUCUCUCUCUCUCUCUCUCUCUCUCUCUCUCUCUCUCUUUCUUUCUUUUACACGCUUUAUCACUCUCUAUCUUUUUCUCUCCUUCUCUUCGUCACUCUCAUCGUCGACAAGGUGCGCGUUCCCGGAGAGAAACUUCGCGAGGAGAGAUCUUGAUACAAUCGUGUCUUUCUAAAUAUAUUCUCUCUCUCUUUUUCUUUCUUUCUUUCUUUCUUUCUCUCUUCUAUCUUUUUCUGCUUGUUUCGCUUUGUCUACAUUUAUCUCUUUCUCUCCCGCUCUUCCGGUACUUUAUAGAUGAUCUCGAUCACGAUCGAGAUAAUAUAAAUUGAUAGAGAGAUUAAAAAGGGAGUAUUUCAUCUGGUACGUAUUUGGAAAGAAGGGAAAAAAGAAAGGAAAAUAAGAAGAGGAAGAAGAAGAUUAGAAGUGGAGAAGGUGAAGAAACCAAAGAAAAAGAAAUAACAACAGUUUCUCUUUUUGCGAUAAGGAUAUCUCAAAGUUAAUUUUUUUUUCGAGAGAGACUACGAUCGUAUAAACAAUUUUAAAGAGAAAAACGAUCGAAGGGACGCUCGGUAUUUAUUCUUCGCUGUCGCGUGCGCGAUCCAGCAGUGCCUUCCUAGCCUCCCUCUUUUUCUUCUUAAACGUGCGUAUCAUCGCGUUUUACGAUUGGUGAAUUUCAUCCUUGCUGGUGGAAAUCAUUGAUAAAGAUAAUUCUUAGUGGGAUCAAGAACGAAGAAGGAAGGAAGAAGAAAAAGAAGAGGAAGCAGGAAAGAAAAGAAAUAUUUGCAUCUUUCGUGAAGGGAGAAGAAAGGAAAUAUUUGCGUGCUAGCAAGGAUCUUUUUUGUUGUCUCUAUCUCUAUCUCUAUCUCAAUCUCCAUCUCCAUCUCAAUCUCCUUUGUCCUGAAAUUCGCGUCUACGAAGCUAAAUCACAGGAGCAAAUAUGUCUUCGUCCUCGAGGACCUUCCCGCCGAUUCUCGUCGCGGCACUCGUCCUUUGCGUUGGUGUCGCACAGGGUAUCAGAUGUUACAAAUGUGGACAGUACAAUGAGGGAGUUGGAAGUAUCACGCCUUGCAUUAAUUUUACCGUUCAAAUGGGUUUGAAGGAUUGUCCACCUACUUCCGAAUGGUGCAUCAAAUAUGUCAGCGAAGGUUCGACGGUACGUGAUUGUGUCGAAACGUGCGUGGAAAAAGAGGCUUGGAGUACGAGAACGUAUUGCUGUCAGCAGGAUGGUUGCAACUCGGGUCCGUCGUUGACCUCUAGCAGCAAUGGUUACGUCGUUGUUCUCACGUUGACGAUGCUCGCUCUUAUUCUUGAACGAAGUCUUCGUGGCUAAUACGUCCUGACGCAGGAUGUAAGGAAGCCGUUUUACACGGCUCCAGGAUCGUCGGCUGCGGCCAGUUUUGGAAACGCGACCAUCUUCCUUCCUUCGACGAAAGGAAUAACAACAACAACAAUAACAACAACAUCAGCGGCAGCAACAAUAACGACAACGACAACAACAACAACAACAACAACAAUAAUAAUAGCAGCAGCAGCAGCAGCAGCAGCAGCAACAACAAUAAACAGAAGAAUCGUUACGGUUUGCGCUUAUGACGUUAAUGUUAAUGCCAUGUUUGCAAGAUUUCACGUAAGCAAAACGUAGUAACGUCAAACGGUUCCUUCCUGCCUUUUCCGAUUCAUCUUUUUCUCUUCCACCUGCUCUUCUUCUUCUCUUCUUCCUCCUUCUAUUUUUUCCCUCUUCACUCUUAUUUUCAUCCUCGUGGUUAUCGUUAUCGUUGUCGUUGUCGUUGUCGUUGUCGUUGUCGUUGUCUUCGUUCUCGUCCUCGUCCUCGUCGUCGUUUCUCGAGCGUUCUUUCAAUCGCAAACGAGUGCUCUACCUUUCGCUUUUAUCAUUUUUGUUUCUUUUCUCUAUCUAUCUCUCUUUCUCUCUCUUUCUCUCCUGAUAGUUUCCUUUUUAACGAGGAUUCGACAAUGAGGUUCUUGACGAUCGUAAUGCUUGGUAAUGAUCGAUGCGACUUUUUUGUCGAGCGACCACUCGCGUUCGAUACUCCCCCUUCGUUAUAGUUUUUGCUUUUUUACAUUUUUUUUUAUACUCCUCUCUCUCUCUCUCUCUCUCUCUCUCUCUCUCUCUCUCUCUCUCUCUCUCUGUCUGUCUGUCUGUCUUUCUCUUUCUCUCGCUCGCUCGCUCGCUCGCUCGCUCGCUUGCUCGCUUGCUUCUUUGAUAAAUAGUAUUCACCUUCGCCGGUCGUCUUCUCGUUUGCUUCAAUAACAUCUUUCACGAAAGAGUGUAAAAAAAGAAAGUCGCUCGAUAAAACCAAAUCGUAUGGAGAAAUGAAAAUUUUUGGAAACUUUGAAGGAUAAAGUUCUAAAAAAGUUCUAACAGAGCUCGUAAAAAUCUUUUGAACAGUCUUUCUCGCAGGUUUUUACUAAUAUCUAUCUAAUAUCUUCGAACUACGUGCUUCUUCUGUCGGGUAUAUAAAGCUUGAGAUAAGUAAAGAAAAAGAGAGAGAGAGAGAGAGAGAGAGAGAGAGAGAGAGAGAGAGAGA